AUGCUGCGUGGUGCCCCACCACUUAGCGACAUUCUUUCGGACCUUGCCUUGUUUCUCGCCCAGCUUGAUGGCGGUUUGCAUUCGGCGGAGCUGGGCGUGGACGAGCAUAGCGUCCGGCGUGACGAUUUGGCCGUCACGAGGUGUUGCACGGCGGCAUCGAGAGCGGGUAGUACACUCACGCUGCCGCCCGUCAUUGCCCACAACGCGAAUUUCGAUGCCUCCUUUCUGCAGAGGGCGGCCUCGGCCGUUGGCUGGCGGGUGCUGUGGGACAACGACUCUCCUCUCACCUGCACGCAGUCGAUGUUUCGUGCGCUGUACCCUUACCAGGCGGCCGACCUGACUCGUGGCUGCCAGUUCUGCGGCAUUGACGCAUCGAGGAGGGACGAUCGACACGAUGCGCUGCACGACGCGCAACUGUGUGGGCGUCUUUUUUUGCGACUGGCCGACGCAUGGCCCUCCCGGCACGCGUGA
Trypanosoma rangeli is the source of this 471-nucleotide messenger RNA. Its product is annotated as exonuclease. The record is from RefSeq and is a predicted model, not a curated record. Lineage: Eukaryota; Euglenozoa; Kinetoplastea; Trypanosomatida; Trypanosomatidae. Bases 1 to 471 code for a protein of 156 amino acids. The transcript has a single exon. Gene Ontology annotation, molecular function: 3'-5' exonuclease activity; nucleic acid binding.